ACACAUUGGGCAGAAAAGAGCUGGAUUCAUAUUGACUUAGUUAUAGGUCAUCGGCUGUCAGUGCAGUGGGAGGAGAUAUUUACUUUACGAUAUACUUUAUGAUCUUGAGGGAAUUAGAGGAAAUUCAAUAAGAAAAUGGCUAGAAACAUUUAAAACCCUUAUUUAAAAGACUUAAGCAAAUUAGAGUCUUAUCAGAUUAAAAACCACUACAAAUGUAAGAGCAUUGUCUUCGGUGAAACACUGGGGGGUCUGAGAAGGAGAGUCUACCAAAUCUCAGGGAUAAAACGCGUCAUUUAAGCACCCGAUAAUGAGCAGAAUGUAAAUUAAUUUAACCUUCUUUACCAACAGGCUGCUUAUGUAAUAUGUAUAAUUUAGUGAUAAGAUUUAAGAACCUAAUAUAACUGGAUGGAUGAGCCUCAGCUAAUGCAGACCUGUCACAUGGGGAUGUGUUCUGCUCUGAGCAGGUGUGUGUGUGCAUGGAAUGGGGUUAACCAGAAUAAAAGGUUAAAAAACCAGAAAUGCUGAUUUAAAGCAUCCUAUGAAGAAAGCUCCUCCUGUUAGCUAAAAUCUUCUUACCCUAGAAUGAUACUUUGGGCAGAGACUAAAGAAUUCUCAUUUGGUCCUUUGGACUGCUCUCAAGCUUGUUUAAGAUGGGGGAGGAGUUGCAGAUACCAUGAGGUGGGGGAGCAGGGCAAAGGAGAGACACAUAAGUUACAAACAUAUUUGUUGUCUGCUUUAUCCACUCCACCUCAAACUGAAUGAGUUUCUCAAUCUUGGGAACAAGGACAAGGAGGGAGUUUUUUGAAGAUACCUCAUACUGGCGUUGCAAAUCAUUGACUGUAAUGUCAAACAAAUACACAUUCGGGGAUGAUAACACUAACUCCACAAUAAAGCAAUCGUCAAUGCAGAAACCCAGGGGAGAUUAGUUUGUGCUCUUCAGCUGACCUAAGCCAGAGGACAAAAGGACUUUCACAAAUUAUUUUGAAUGAUAUCUUUGGAUUUCUUUCUUUAAUUUCUGUGGAAAUAGUGCUAUAAAGAUUUACAUGUCCCCAAAGGUGUUUUUUUCCUUUUGUCUCAAAUAUAUGAACAAGGCUUUAUUUUUCCUUGCUGAGUGUCCUUCUAGGCUUUUGCCCUUCACCCACAGCCUACUGUCUCUGCCUGCUUGGACUCCAACAAUUCAAGACAGCCUUGAGCUCCCUAGGAAUAGAAAAUGACUUCAAAAUUAUCCUUGAAAUUGGUUAUUUGGCAACAUUCUUAAUUGUAUGGAAAUUCAUUAAAAGCAUAUUUUAUAUAUAAUUAGCUCAAAGUUGUUGAUUCUACAGGCUUUAUGGAUUUGAAUCUGAUUGAUAAUAAAGUAAACAAGAGAGUCAAAUUUAAAGCAAGAUUCUCUGUUGCAUUAGGAGGUGCUUAAUACAGUGUACAAGGAAUUUGAAAGCCCUAGGAUAUGUGUCUUAAUCAACGUUAAGUAGAAUGGAUAAGCUUUCAGCAUUUUGAAAACGCUGGGUUAGGGUUUCUAUUCUAUUGUGUGUUUUCUGUCUGGGGACUAAUAAGCAUUACAGAGAACGUGAUCUGAGGCGACUUUUUAUUCUUGUAUAAAUUCAGGGUGAACCACCAAACAGUUGUUCGUUUAAAGUCAAGGUAAUUUUCUUUUGACGGGUCCAUUUGCUUCUGAUUUCUAAUUUAUUAGCCUCUCUUCUCAGGGCUCUGUCUUCUUUGCAAUUAAAGUAAAGCUUCUUCAGAUUAGCGCCGCAGCAUUCACUUGACAGGUUGUUUGGAAAAUUUAAGAUCGGAGAGAUGAUUUGUUGGGGUUUUAAAUUUUUUUCUGGUUUUAAGUAGUAUGUCUCCUUUCCUUGCAGGGGGAGAAAAACACCUCUCGGUAGGGAAUGGAUGUAGCGAGACAGAAGGGGAGGGGCGUGCUGGGUGCCUUGUUGAUCCUUGUACCCAUCAGCCUUCGACCUUUCCAAUUUUUUCCAACGAGCUUUUUACUCCCAACCUCGUCUUUCCACCUCCCCGCCAGAACUAAAAGCCGGAUCGUCUUGGGCCGGGCCGGAGCAGAAUUCCCGGGAGCCGGCGGGUGUAGACUCUGCGGGCUCCCCGAGGUAUUAGCCCGGCCCCGCACAUCUGAUAGGUGCAGACAGGAUGGGCCCUCCGUCACGGCUCGGGGGCUCCUGAUUGGUGUGCAGCCACGUCACUCCAGCCGGCGAAGGGUCUGGGAGGAGGCGGAGGCGGGGAGGGUCGGGGAGGGUUGGGGAGGGCAGCGGCCGAGUGACGUCUCGGCACCAGGAAGCCCGCCUCUGGUUUUAAGAUGUUAGGCCAACAGGGAAGCUUGGAGCAGCAGAACUGGUCCGUCGCUCGUCUGGGUGCUGGGAGCUGAGCUGCGACGAGGCCAGGCUCGAGAUCGAUCUGCUGCCCGAGGGGGUGUGCGUGUGAGCACCGCGGAGGGUGCGCCCAGAGGCCCGCGCCGCUGCCGCCGCCGCCGCCGCCGCCGCCACGGGAGAUCUAAUAUCAGCUACCUGUCCCUGUCACUCUUGACACUUCGCUGUCAGGGCUGCCGUGCGGGGGGCGGGCAGAGCGCGAACGGCGUUAGCUUUCCUUAUUGGAGGGGUACGAGGGGGAGGGAGGGAGGGAAGAAAGGGGUCUUUGCCCACUCUUGUUUCGCUUUGGAGCUUGGAAGCUUGCUCCCCAAAGACGCUCCGAACCAUUCUCUCCUACCCACAUCCCCAUGUCUCUCCAUUGACCCGCUGACUUUCGGCCGCUGGAUCCUUUCGCUUGAGCCUACGGAAGGAGUCGGGGGGCGGCUCGGCUCCAGGACUCCGCGCGGGUUGUGUUCCCGGCUCUGCCCGCGGCGGCCACCGCGAGGAAACUCCGCGCCUGGAGCGGGAAGCGGAGCAGGCGGCUGCGGCGGCCACGGGGCUUCGGCGGGGCAGCAACCCAGGACUCGUAGGGCGGCGCGCUCCUUCGUCCAUGAACUGCAUGAAAGGCCCGCUGCACUUGGAGCACCGAGCAGCAGGGACCAAGCUGUUGGCCGCCUCCGCGUCCUCCUCCUGUCACCAUCCUCAGCCGCUGGCCAUGGCUUCGGUCCUAGCUCCCGGUCAGGCCCGCUCCCUGGACUCUGCCAAGCACAGGCUGGAGGUGCACACCAUCUCUGACACCCCCAGCCCCGAGGCCGCAGAGAAAGAUAAGAGCCAGCAGGGAAAGAAUGAGGACGUGGGAGCCGAAGACCCGUCCAAGAAGAAGAGGCAAAGGCGGCAGCGGACUCACUUCACCAGCCAGCAGCUGCAGGAACUGGAGGCCACUUUCCAGAGGAACCGCUACCCGGACAUGUCCACGCGCGAAGAAAUCGCAGUGUGGACCAACCUAACGGAAGCGCGAGUCCGGGUUUGGUUCAAAAAUCGCCGGGCCAAAUGGAGAAAGCGGGAGCGCAACCAGCAGGCCGAGCUGUGCAAAAAUGGCUUUGGGCCGCAGUUCAACGGGCUUAUGCAGCCCUACGACGACAUGUACCCGGGAUAUUCGUACAAUAACUGGGCCGCCAAGGGCCUCACUUCGGCCUCCCUGUCCACCAAGAGCUUCCCUUUCUUCAACUCUAUGAACGUCAACCCCCUGUCGUCGCAGAGCAUGUUCUCCCCGCCCAAUUCCAUCUCGUCCAUGAGCAUGUCGUCCAGUAUGGUACCCUCAGCGGUCACCGGCGUCCCGGGCUCCAGCCUCAACAGCCUGAAUAACUUGAACAACUUGAGCAGCCCUUCGCUGAAUUCCGCGGUGCCGACGCCCGCCUGCCCUUACGCGCCGCCGACUCCUCCGUACGUUUAUAGGGACACGUGUAACUCGAGCCUGGCCAGCCUGAGACUGAAAGCAAAGCAGCACUCCAGCUUCGGCUACGCCAGCGUGCAGAAUCCGGCAUCCAACCUGAGUGCUUGCCAGUACGCCGUGGACCGGCCCGUGUGAGCCGCGCCCCACUGCACGGGGAUCCUAGGACCGUGGAUGGGGCAGCUCUGCCCUUGAAAGACUGGGAAUUAUGCUAGAAGGUCGUGGGCACUAAAGAGAGAAAGGGAGAGAGAGAGAAGAUAUAGGGAGAAAAGGAAACCACUGAAUUAAAGAGAGCUCCUUUGAUUUCAAAGGAACUUUCUCAACGUCUGACAUCUUUCACUAAAAGUAUUUCCAACAGUUGCGAGGACACACAAAUGUUUGACUGGAUAUGACAUUUUAACAUUACUAUAAGCUUGUUAUUUUUUAAGUUUAGCAUUGUUAACAUUAAAAUGACUGAAAGGAUGUAUAUAUAUCGAAAUGUCAAAUUAAUUUUAUAAAAAGCAGUUGUUAGUAAUAUCACAACAGUGUUUUUAAAGGUUAGGCUUUAAAAUAAAGCAUGUUAUACAGAAGCGAUUAGGAUUUUUCGCUUGCGAGCAAAGGAAUGUAUAUACUAAAUGCCACACUGUAUGUUUCUAACAUAUUAUUAUUAUAAAAAAUGUGUGAAUAUCAGUUUUAGAAUAGUUUCUCUGGUGGAUGCAAUGAUGUUUCUGAAACUGCUAUGUACAACCUACCCUGUGUAUAACAUUUCGUACAAUAUUAUUGUUUUACUUUUCAGCAAAUAUGAAAAAAAAUGUGUUUUAUUUCAUGGGAGUAAAAUAUACUGCAUACAAA
This is a messenger RNA of Cervus elaphus (red deer), 4635 nucleotides long. RefSeq names its product paired like homeodomain 2 (gene PITX2). Gene Ontology annotation, cellular component: nucleus. The record is from RefSeq and is a predicted model, not a curated record. Gene Ontology annotation, molecular function: RNA polymerase II cis-regulatory region sequence-specific DNA binding; DNA-binding transcription factor activity, RNA polymerase II-specific. The coding region runs from base 2965 to 3942 and encodes 325 amino acids. The transcript has 3 exons. NCBI's taxonomy places the organism in Eukaryota, Metazoa, Chordata, Mammalia, Artiodactyla, Cervidae. Gene Ontology annotation, biological process: regulation of transcription by RNA polymerase II; anatomical structure morphogenesis.